CUGCUUCCUGUGGAAGCAAGACCAAAAGGAAAUCAACUGAGUGGGUGUCUGCAAGAGCCGGAAGCAGCAUUUCCGGGCAAGCUGCCCAAGGAAGAGAACGAGUUGCGAUUUUAGAGGAUGCCGUAAAGUCACACGGACAACUCAUGGGACUUUUACUGGCUUGGCAAUUUGGUGACCACUUUGGUUCAGUCAAAAUGUGUGUACUUCAGGCCAAAAGCCAGCACUUCACACACACACACAUACAAACAAACCAAAACACAAACCUAAGCUAACAAAAAUGCUAAGUUAGUUUUCUCUUUCAAAGGCAAGAGGUUAAAACCUAUAGAUGGUUAGGGACAGAUGGGGCAGCACUUCCUUGGGAACCUGACUGGCACGUGCGACACCCCCGCUGCUGUUUCCUGAGAAGAGAGAUUUCAAGACAUUUUAGUAACUGCUUGAUCCCUCUUUUCCUUCAUAGGAACUUAUUUUAAUAGUAAUAUUAACACAACAUCCUGGGACUGUUUGGUAAUCUUAAAGAGCUACUAGUGAGAAACCUAACGGUAGGUUGUGGAGCCUGGUGAUUUCAAACAAAGCCAUCGCCUGCGUUCUUUCUCCUUCUUCUGGUGCUACAGCUCUGAGGGCCCUUCACCUUUCUGCCUGUGAAUACAACCGUGGCUUUUGCAGUAGAAGAGUAUGUUGGCGGUUUUAUUGUGUUCUGGGGUGAGGGGAAGAAAAGAAAACUCCUGCACUGAGGAGGGGGAAGCUUAGUAUUUAUUUGCUUAUUCAAAAUACAUAUCAGACUUUAAGAUUUCCAGUCUUAGUUGUAUUUGCUGUUUAUUUGUUGGGCUCACCCAGCUGUUGGUGACAUGUCACUGCGUCUCAGUGAGGUCCAUCCUACAGAAGGAAGCUGUUGGGAUGUCCUAACUGCCAGGUCCUUGUACUUCACUGACAGUUUGCUCACAGGUUGUCUUUGAAUGAGGUGUCUUGGGGAAGCAGACAUUCUUUUUGAUGGUUGUUAGGACCACCCAGUUGUCCUGAAUGUACCCAGUAGAGUCAGGUUCCCUGAGUUCCAGGCUGGCAGUGGACCUUUGUUCCUGUCAGCCUCUGUGACAACUGAACAAACACAGGGUUUUGAGACCACAAAGGAAAUGAGAGUUUCCCCCAUUUUUUAUUUUGCUAUUAUUUCUUUGUCUGAAAACUGUCUCAUUCACUUUAGGCCAGAGAGCGGUCAUUUCACAGUACGCUUCUGAAGUCACAUUGCUCAGCCUCUGACUCCAUGUCAUUCUGUACUCUGAUGCCUGAAUGAAACUCCGGGAAAUUGCAGGCUAACGGGAGUCUUAAGCCUCUUUAUUAGAUGAAUGAAUACUUUUGAUUGAACAGCAGAUGAUGGGGUAGAGUUUAGGGAGCUCAGCUUAAGUUUCACGAACUUGGGAACAGCUACACAAGUACCCAGACUGUAGUCAUGGCUGCAGUAUUGGUUCUGCCCUUCUCAGUCAGUCUCAGGACACAAGGACACUGGAAACUGGUGCAGCCAGCACUUCCGUGUACACUCUAGGUGAGAAGGUGUACGGGGCCGGGUCGGGGAGGGGACCCGCAGGCACUCUGUAGAGCACGCAGGAAGAGGCCCCUCUCUGGACUUACUUAUUUGUUAGUCUUGAUUUAAUACUUAUCUUCCUAAGCUGGAAGAUCCUCUUUCCAAGCCACUCAAACAACCAAGUCUCAAAUAUCCAGGCAGAAUUUUAGUGUGACACUGUGUGAGAGAUUCAAGUCAUAAAACACACAGAACAAAUGGCCCUUUCUCAGCCCGUGUCAUGAGUGUUUUUGGACAGAGUGUCCUAAAAAUGAUCACCUCCUUUGUACACUGCCAAAAUGAGUCUCGGUGUCAGAGGAUGUGACGACAACAGCAAUUUCAAUGCCUUUGAAAUUGUCAUGAAGGGAUUCUACCUGUAGUUUUACUCUUAGAAGAGAUACACCUUUAAACAGGUGUCACAACCAAAGGUAGGGUGUAGUUUGUACUCGGGCCCUUUGGGAGCAUCAGUGCUCAGUUGUUGGUUACUUAAAGCACACCCAGUUUGCACUCCUUUCCCCUAAACACCCUGCACAGCAGGGGUACCACACUGAAACUGCUGUGGGAUAGGCCAUGUCCAGCAGGUGUCCAGUCAAUCAUCCAGUGUGCUCCCCUGAAAAAGGUCCUGCUCAGUGUGUGUAACUUUGGUGUUCCACAUACUAAAGCACCCCAAAGUGAAAAGUUUAAUGUCUGUCCUUUUCUCCUAAUCUUAGGAGGUCCUGUUGAGAAACACAAACUGCAAAUCUUGAGUCAGAAUUUUAGGACAGAGUGCUUGGAGAAGUGCUUUUUUUUUUUUUUUUUUUUUUUCAGUCUCCUUAGUUGCUAAUUCCUUGUGUUCAGUUCCUUCUGUAUGUCAUUCUUGUUAUCAACAAGACCAUAUCCCCUCACCCCCCAACACACACACCUCAUAGGAUCUUUGCUUCUAAAAAUCAAGUGUGAUCUGCUUGCAGACACCCUGGAGGAGGAGACUCAGUCACUGUGAACAUGUAAGAGGUCGUUUGUGUGAAUGUUCUGACAUGGAUGAUGUGCUGUGCUGUGAUCUGCCAGUGUCUGGGGUCACAGGUAGGUUAUCAGAACAAAACUGAAAGCCCAGCAUGACUGCUGCUACUGCUGUUUUGCUUCAGACUUACCACUUCCUCUGUCAGCGUCAAAGGUCACCCAUGAAGCAUUGUUUUUGCUCUGACUUUCUGCAGUUUCUAACACUAAAUAGGUGACCAGACACAAGCCUUGUCUUCCAAGAGAUCUUAGAAUCUAAGCUGGGUAGUACAGACAGGUGUAAAAAGAUGGAGGCUUUAGAUAAGCAGGGUGUCUUAGGUAACCAUAAAAUGCAAAGGACACAGGUGUGUUGGAUAUUCAGAAGUCACAGAAGUUGCAUGUUUGGGAUAGACGAGAUUUUACAGGAGAAGCCACUGUGAUGUUACUCAAGCCAGUGAUGAUACAGCAAGGGCUGACCCUCACAGUUGUCCUGGGAAAGGGUUUAGGAAUUGUGUACUCUGUCACUAAAAGUGAACCCUCAAUCCAAAGAGGAGGAACUAGUGUUGGAAGAAAACAUGUCUGGUAAUGCAGCAAGCAAAUGUCCAGGCUGGUGAUGAUCUGCCUAGGAAGAGCCCCAGUGUGGGGGAAUGGAGGUCAGAGACCAAGGACUGCUGCUGUCUGCUCUAAAGUAAGUCAGUGGUGUUGAGAUGGGACCUUUGUGGUCCUUAGCAGGUUGUGGCUUCUUUAUGUGCACGUCCAUGCUUUCCUCCAGUUUUUAUUUCAUUUCAGAGUGUGAACAUUGAGAGAUUCUGAAAGCACAUGGCUUUUAAACAGUAGGAUUUUGCAAAGUCGAAAUUUUGAAGGCAUGAGUCCAGUGACCCAAAGCAUAGGUGCAAGUAUGGCUGGAAGGUUUCAGGCUGAAACCAGUAAUUCGCUGCAUUCUUGUACAGAGAGUGUUCACUGCAGUUUCAGGUCUUGGUGAGUACUCUAUAACCAAGCCAGCCCCCAGGACUGUUUUGGCAGGAUUUUGUGAGUUAAUCAUUCCUUGGGCUUCCCUUGGCCUCUUCAUCCUGGAUUCUUAGAUGGGAAUAAACUGCACACUUAGAAGGAGUUGGGUCAAGGUUCUGGGCACAGGGCAGGGUGCUUCUGAGUGGAGUUCUCGCCAUGUCUUUUCUACCUCUGAAGUAAGUCACCAGAGCCUGCUCGUCCACAUCUGAUCCAGGCAGGAGUAUGAGGAAGUCUGCUUCUACAACCGUGAGCACAAACAUGCCUGUAUGGGACAGUCCAUUCAGCCUUGUCAUUUAGUCCAGCCCAUUACAGGCGUUCCUGGAACAGACUGAGGCUGGGCCAACAUGGCAUCUGUGUUUCGAAGCGAGGAGAUGUGUCUAUCCCAAGUGUUUCUCCAGGUGGAGGCCGCAUAUUGCUGUGUAGCCGAGCUGGGAGAGCUUGGCUUGGUUCAAUUCAAAGACCUAAAUGCAAAUGUGAACACCUUCCAGAGGAAGUUUGUGAAUGAAGUCCGGAGGUGCGAGUCGCUGGAGAGAAUCCUCCGUUUUCUGGAAGAUGAGAUGCAAAAUGAGAUUCUCAUCCAGGUGCCUGAGAAGAAUCCGGAGACUCCUCUCCCCCGGGAAAUGAUCACCCUGGAGACCACUCUGGAGAAAUUGGAAGGAGAGUUACAGGAAGCCAACCAGAACCAACAGGCUUUGAAGAAGAGCUUUUUGGAACUGACAGAACUCAAAUACCUCCUAAAAAAAACCCAGGACUUUUUUGAGACAGAAGCCAACUUAGCUGAAGAUUUCUUUGUUGAAGACACUUCAGGUCUCUUGGAGUUAAGAACCAUACCUGCAUUCAUGGCUGGAAAGUUGGGGUUCACAGCUGGUGUGAUCAACAGGGAGAGGAUGGCUUCCUUUGAGAGGCUGCUGUGGAGAGUUUGCCGAGGAAAUGUGUACUUGAAGUUUAGUGAAAUGGACACACUUCUGGAGGAUCCAGUGACGAAAGAAGAAAUUAAAAAGAAUAUAUUCAUCAUAUUUUAUCAAGGAGAACAGCUCAGGCUGAAAAUCAAGAAGAUCUGCGACGGGUUCCGUGCUACCAUCUACCCCUGCCCAGAACCUGCAGCUGAGCGCAGAGAGAUGCUGGCCAGUGUCAACGUGAGGCUGGAAGACUUAAUCACUGUCAUUACACAAACAGACUCUCACCGCCAGCGCCUACUACAGGAAGCAGCUGCCAACUGGCACUCCUGGGUCAUCAAGGUACAGAAGAUGAAGGCCGUCUACCAUGUCCUGAACAUGUGUAACAUUGACAUCACCCAGCAGUGCAUCAUCGCUGAGAUCUGGUUCCCAGUAGCGGACACCAGGCACAUUAAGAAGGCCCUGGAGCAAGGCAUGGAACUCAGUGGCUCUUCCAUGGUCCCCAUCAUGACAGAGGUGGAAACUAAAACAGACCCUCCCACCUUCAAUAGGACCAAUAAAUUUACAGCUGGCUUCCAGAACAUUGUCGAUGCAUAUGGUGUAGGUAGCUACCGAGAGAUAAACCCAGCUCCCUACACCAUCAUCACCUUCCCCUUCCUCUUCGCUGUGAUGUUUGGAGACUGUGGUCACGGAAUGGUGAUGCUAAUGGCAGCCCUGUGGAUGGUUCUGAAUGAGAGGCAACUGCUGGCUCAAAAGAGCACCAAUGAGAUCUGGAACACCUUCUUCAAUGGGCGCUACCUGAUCCUGCUAAUGGGCAUCUUCUCCAUCUACACCGGCUUGAUCUACAACGACUGCUUCUCCAAAUCUUUUAACAUCUUUGGCUCCUCUUGGAGUGUCCAGCCUAUGUUCAGAAACGGCACGUGGAAUGCUCAUGUAGUGGAAAAGAGUCCAUAUUUGCAGCUGGACCCAGCCAUCCCAGGAGUGUAUUCUGGAAAUCCUUACCCAUUUGGGAUUGAUCCGAUUUGGAACCUGGCUGCAAACAAACUCACAUUUUUGAACUCCUAUAAGAUGAAGAUGUCAGUCAUCCUGGGGAUUAUUCAUAUGAUUUUUGGUGUUAUUCUCAGCCUCUUCAACCACAUUUACUUCCGAAGACCCCUCAACAUCAUUCUGCAGUUCAUCCCCGAGAUGAUUUUCAUGCUGAGUCUGUUUGGCUACCUGGUUUUCAUGAUCCUUUUCAAGUGGUGUCGAUAUGAUGCCCACACAUCCCGGAAGGCCCCCAGCAUCCUCAUCCACUUCAUCAGCAUGUUUCUGUUUGACUACGAUGACUCCAAUGCACCCCUGUACAGCCAUCAGCAAGAAGUCCAAACUUUCCUUGUCAUUAUAGCGUUGGUCUCUGUGCCCUGGAUGCUUCUGAUUAAGCCAUUUAUUCUCAGAGCCAAGCACCAGAAAUCUCAGCUGCAUUCUUUCACGAUCCAUGAGGAUACUGUGGAUGACAUGGAGGGUGGCCACUCGAGCACCGCGGUUAAGAAGACUGCAGGUGCCCAAGGGGCGAAGGGCGACCACGACGAGGAGUUUAACUUUGGAGACAUCUUUGUCCACCAAGCCAUCCAUACCAUUGAGUACUGCCUGGGAUGCAUCUCCAACACAGCCUCGUACCUUCGGCUCUGGGCCCUCAGCUUGGCUCAUGCAGAGCUGUCUGAGGUGCUCUGGACCAUGGUGAUGAGUGUCGGCCUUCGCCUUCAAGGCUGGGGAGGGCUCAUUGGGGUCUUCAUCAUUUUCGCCUUCUUCGCCGUCCUCACGGUCGCCAUCCUGCUCAUCAUGGAGGGGCUCUCAGCCUUUCUGCACGCCCUCCGGCUGCACUGGGUGGAAUUUCAGAACAAGUUCUACGAGGGGGCAGGCUCCAAGUUCUCCCCCUUCUCCUUUAAGCACGUCCUGGAAGGGGCGACUGAAGAGUAGGCCUGUCUGCAUCGCCGCCCGCCGGUGCCAGUGCCAGCUGAAGAGGGUCACUCUCAUCUCCGCUGUCAGCCCAGGCCGGCUGUCCCACGCCUACAGCCCUUCUUUGCUACCUGAAGUAUGAGGCUGUGCGAGGCGUGGCACGUGACAGGAUUUAGCCACCUCCCUGAGGGGCUACUCUGGUGAAACAUUUGGACUUCCUGUGUAGUCUUUGUAAUUAAAUACUAAAAUAACUGGGGGAUGGAGGUGGGACUGGGGGAGGGGACACUAGACCACUAUCUCCUGCAAUAGUUUAUUUUUAAUUUUACUUUGUAUCUGUUUUGAGACAAGGUCUCAUUUGAGCUCUAACUGUCCUGGAAACAACAUUGUAGCCAAGGAUGGCCUUGACCUCCAGCUCCUCCUGCCCCUAUAUCCCAGUUGCUGAGGUCACAGGAGGGAGCCUCCACACGUGGAUUUCCUGCCGCAUUUCAAGUGUUAUAAUCACGAAAAUAAAUGUCUGCUUUAUUCA
Messenger RNA from Meriones unguiculatus (Mongolian gerbil), 6886 nucleotides. It is a transcript of the gene Atp6v0a4, whose product is annotated as ATPase H+ transporting V0 subunit a4. Gene Ontology annotation, cellular component: vacuolar proton-transporting V-type ATPase, V0 domain; plasma membrane; vacuolar proton-transporting V-type ATPase complex. The record is from RefSeq and is a predicted model, not a curated record. The transcript is spliced from 21 exons. NCBI's taxonomy places the organism in Eukaryota, Metazoa, Chordata, Mammalia, Rodentia, Muridae. The coding region runs from base 3874 to 6381 and encodes 835 amino acids. Gene Ontology annotation, biological process: vacuolar acidification; proton transmembrane transport. Gene Ontology annotation, molecular function: proton-transporting ATPase activity, rotational mechanism; ATPase binding.